Molecule: messenger RNA, 5230 nt
Organism: Ostrea edulis (European flat oyster)
Lineage: Eukaryota; Metazoa; Mollusca; Bivalvia; Ostreida; Ostreidae
Product: nicotinate phosphoribosyltransferase-like
Exons: 15
Coding region: 754-2364 (536 amino acids)
Biological process (GO): NAD+ biosynthetic process
Molecular function (GO): nicotinate phosphoribosyltransferase activity
Source: RefSeq, a predicted model, not a curated record
AUGUGUGUUCACAGUGCACAAACAUUAUACUGCUGUCCAAUAACAGACAUUACCUUAGUGUGGAGACUAGUGCAAGAUUUUUUAUACUUUUUUUUUUUUUUUUUUAAAGUUGAGCGACUCAUUUACAAGUGAACAUUGUGAUGCACGGAACUCGAUGGAUAAAUCUGCACGGACUUCUUUCCCCUUAGAUUUAAAUAUGUGUUGCUUAUAAAUCAUAAUAAAUUAAACAAGAGGCCCACAUGCCACAUUGCUCGCCUGAGUCACCUUGGCCCAUAUCUAAAAAAAAUUCCCUUUAUAAAUAUAAACUCGCACCUGUAAUUUAAAAACCUGCAAUAAAUAAAAGUUCCCAGGAUUCUCUGUUAAUAAUGGGAUUGAAAGCAUAAGGGUUUCCUAAAUCAUAUAAUGUUCAUGCACCUUAUUAAUAUUAUUAGAUGUAAGGAAAUUGGCCUAGCAGUAAGCACAAUGGGGAAUUUUAAGAAAAAACCGAUGGCGAUGAGACAUAAUUCUUACAUUACAUUUAAAAUAUUCUGGAUGACCCUUAGUUGAUCAUGAUAAUUAUAUGAAACGUAAUACAAAAAUUUGGAAUUUUCUCCUCAACAAAUAGCAAGCCCAAAGUAUUUUUCGUAUAUAUCACAUUACAACUUAGCAGACCAAAAUGCACCCCAUGCAACUCUAACCCUCACUCAGGAGUGCGCGUGAAGAAUGUGGUUACUGAACUGAUUACGUCACAAUAUUACAAGCACGGUGAGUGUCAUGGCGAAUUUCGCAGGAAAAGUAUUACUAACAGACUUGUACCAGAUAACCAUGGCUUAUGCUUACUGGAAAAGUGGAAAAAGGAAUGAAAUGGCAGUUUUUGAUCUCUACUUCAGAAGAAAUCCUUUUAAAGGAGAAUUCACAAUAUUUGCUGGUCUUGAAGAGUGUAUCAAAUUUGUGAAAAAUUUCAAGUUCUCCGUCAGUGAUAUCAACUACCUAAAGACUGUUCUACCAGAAAAUAUUGAGAAUGAAUUUUUUGAUUAUCUGCAAAAUCUAACAACUGAUGAGGUACGGCUCAUUGCAAUAGACGAGGGGAUGGUUGUGUUCCCUAAAGUGCCCCUCAUCUCCAUAGAAGGACCACUUCCAGUUGUUCAGUUAAUGGAAACACCUCUCCUAAACCUCGUUAAUUAUGCCAGCUUGGUAGCAACUAAUGGAAUUAGAUUCAGACAGGCUGCGGGCCGAGACAAAACACUACUGGAAUUUGGACUGAGGCGUGCUCAGGGCCCUGAUGGUGCCUUAUCCGCUUCUAGAUAUUGCUACCUUGGCGGGUUUGAUGGUACCAGUAAUGUGUUGGCAGGGAAAUUGUAUAACAUCCCAGUGAGGGGAACACAUGCCCAUGCCUUCGUGAAUUCUUACUCCUCUCUAUCAGAAGUUGAAGAAAAGGGUCUUCUGAAUAAAAAGACAAACCAGUUAGAAAAAUUUACACCAGUUUGUUUAAAAUGGCAGAAGAAGUUGGCACCAUUGUUAGAGUUCCUGGAUGACCAGGCAUCGGUGGGUGAACUGACCGCGUUUAUAGCGUAUGCACAGGCGUUUCCUGAGGGAUUUUUGGCUCUGAUUGACACAUAUGAUGUGAUCAGAUCUGGGUUACCAAACUUCUGUACUGUUGCUAUGGCACUGAAUGACUUUGGGUAUGCACCAAAAGGAAUUCGUCUAGACAGCGGAGACUUGGCUUACCUAUCACAUGUAGUGAGACAGAACUUCAAGAAGGUAGCCGACAAGUUUGAAGUUCCAUGGUUUGCUAAGUUGACUAUUGUCGCCAGCAAUGAUAUAAAUGAGGACACCAUACAUUCCCUUAACCAGCAGGGUCACGAGAUAGACAGCUUUGGAGUUGGUACUCAUCUAGUCACUUGUCAAAAACAGCCAGCUCUGGGAGGCGUCUAUAAGCUAGUUGAAAUAAAUGGCAACCCUCGAAUGAAGCUUAGUGAGGAUGUAGAAAAAGUGACCAUUCCAGGAAGGAAGCAGGCCUAUCGUCUGUUUGGCAGUGAUGGCAAUGCCUUGGUGGAUCUGAUAAUGCAGCCCUCGGAGAAUGCUCCUAAGCCAGGAGAACGUGUGCUGUGUCGUCAUCCAUUUCAGGAGUCCAAACGAGCUUAUGUUAUACCAGCUAAAGUAGAACUAUUGCACAAGUGUUACUGGGACAAGGGCAAGGUGAUGCAACCACUGCCAUCAUUAAGUGAUCUAAGGACCAAGGCCUUUGAAUCUCUUCAAACCUUAAGAAUUGACCACAAGAGGGCGCUGAAUCCCACACCAUACAAGGUAUCUGUAAGCAGCCAGCUCUACACCUUUAUGCAUGACCUAUGGCUGAAGAAUGCUCCAAUUGGAGAAUUGUAUUAGAAAUUGGCAUGGAAUUCAGUUCUGUUGAUAAUCCAAUGAAAAUCUUAGGUGUGAUUUAUGCCAACUAUUAUUUAAUUAGAACCUUGAUUGUUUUCUGCUGAUUAGUUGACCUAUAUGUCGGACACAGUACUGCCAAGUGUCAAGUAGACCAGUUUGGUUUUGCUUUGGAAAGAGAAGAUGGAAUGUUCCAAAGGCGACAAAAUGGUCUCUUGUUUUGUGUGCAAUCCUUGUAUUAUUUAAUGUGAUGUAAGAACAUUUGAAAAAAAAAAACAUUUAACAUUUUUCAAGGAAUUGGUUGCUAUGUAAUCUCUUUCAACACAAUCAGUUAUAUACAGUGCUCCCUCAAUAUAUUGCCCCCCGUUAUAAUGCCACCCCACCUAUUGCCUAAAAAUCCCAAAGAACAGAUUUCCUCCCAUGUUAAUACCCCCGUUAUAAUGCCAACCCCGCAUAAUGCCAUAUGCCACUGAUUUUUACAAACAAAUGGUCAAAUUUUAUAGGGUUUACCCUCGAUAAUAAUGCCAAUAUUACCUAAAACCCAUUGGUAAUAACCCUGUACUUUGAUAGCGGUGCGGUGAAGUGCGACAAUUUGGACAAGGUAUGCAAGUGGCCAGGUUAAUUACCAAUAAUUGCAGUAUCAAUGAACUGGAGAGAAUUUAAAUGUUUAUACAAAGUGGAGUCUAAAUAACUUUGUGGUAUUGAAUUUCUUUUGAUUGCUCCUUGAAUUGUCCAUAAUGGUUAAUUCGUUAUAAUGCCACCCCCGCUUUAUUGCCCAAAUUCAUCUUGAACAAAAGUUGGCAAUAUAUUGAGGGAGCACUAUACAUUUUUUGAGGAUUUGGCUGCUGUGUAAUCUCUUUCAACACAAUCAGUUUAUACAUUUUUUUAACAGUUUUUGAAAAAAUGUUGGCCAUUAUGUCAGAGUUAGUAUUUAUAAGAGGUAUACACUGUAUCUAUAGGCUUACUUAGUAUUUAUAAGAGGUAUACACUGUAUCUAUAGGCUUACUUAGUAUUUAUAAGAGGUAUACACUGUAUCUAUAGGCUUACUGGUAUUGUAGUAAGCGUAGUACAUUCCUUGGCAAACAACAUUUCAGAGACAUCAUUAACAUGAUUCCUUUUUUCUCAUUAGACAGAGGGAUAGGGAUAACAUUGCUAUGCAGACAUUUAGAUAUAAAUCUCAUUGUGGUACUCAAAAUCUACCACUGCCCGUGGUUCUACACUAGGCUGUUGGGACAAUCUUACAUUGUAGGUUUAAUCUUUUUUUGUGCAGCAACAUUCGCUGAAGACUGUUACAUUGAUUGUGAUUUCAUUGAUCUAUAUUUAUGGUGGGGAAAAAAACCCCAUGGCAUUUUAUAUGCCCUAGCUGAAUCUGUACACUUUGUGAUGUAUUGAUAUUAUGUCUUUUAUCUUGUGGCAAGAUAUCCACAGCUCCCACCACAAAGCUCUACCCCUGUUCUACCCAUGGGUCAAUAUUCGGCUUAUUAAAUGCAUCGAUAUUGAUAUUCAAGUUUCGGGAUGCAUUCAAGAUAGUUAAAAUAAUGUUGCACAAUGGAAUUUUAAGUGCAAAGGUUAAAAAAUGAAAACUUACAGGCGGAGAUAUUGUGUACUGAAAUUAAAUUCUAAAGACUACAAUAAUCACUGCAACAUAAGAUACCAAUCUGGCAAUGGUUUGGCGAUAUUUUUAUGCCCCCCCCCCCCCCCCCCCCCCCCCCUUUGAAAUAGAGGAGGCAUAUUGUUUGCACACGUCGUUUUAUAGACUGACCAAGUCUUGUGCACUCGGUGUUAGCUGCUGAUAUUUAUUUGUUGUAAUUCAACUCAGUAGGUAUACUAUUAAAAACUGAGGAACAUGCAUGAGGUCAUUGUUCCUCGUUUUGUAAUCCAAAUUUUACAUUGAAAAGAAGCUCUGGUACAUAUUAACCCAGUUUCCCACCCUUCUCUAUUUGAUUUCUAUAAUACUUAGGGACACUGUCACUAGAUGUCAUUUAAUAUUUUCGUUGUAUAAAUCUUCACUAUUUUGCUAGACAAUAUUUACCAUGGUAUACAAUAUCUGUAAGACUGCUUUAUCAUCAGUGUCAUAAGGUGUGUUUGUUUACAUAUAGACGAGUUCAGAAUUUUGGAAAGUGCUUGUAUUAUAGUACUUGCGGUUUAAAAUGCAAUCGUAAUUUCUGUGUUUUCGAAAUGAGUUGUUAUAUUGUAUCAUUUAUUUUUUUUAAAAAAGAAUGAAUAUUGUAUUUGUAUUGAAUUGUACACACAAAUUUUCAAACUUUAUUCAAAAAUGAAAUAUGAUGAAUAUACCAAUGUUCAAAGAUUUCUGGUCAUUAUUACCAUUACAUUAUUUUUCUAGGAUAUACUUGUAUUUACUAGUAAGGAAUGGAUGACUAAGGUUUUGUGUAUUAUCCGGUUAUAAAAAUGAUGGAAGUUUGGGAGUAAUCUGUAUACUUGGCAAAGCGAAUUGAACAGAAAUGACCCCACAUCACAGACAAACAACCUAGACAUAUAUGUAGACUUGCAUUCACUUCAUGCAAUAUUCAUGUCUAGUGGAUAGGCAUUGCUUUUGUUGGAAAUGAAAUACAUUGAAAUGACAUUUAUUAUUGAGAAAACAUUGGUAAAUGUGAACGUUAUUUUGUUUAUAUAUCUGUAAUCAAAAUCAAAAAACCACAUGAUACUGUGAAAUCGCAUAUUUUCAUGGGGUUGAAUUUUCGGGGUUCAGGAAAAAUAAUUGAGCAUGUCCAUGGUAAUAUUUUUCUGUGGUUGAAGAUUGUUUUCUUUACUGUGGUUCAAUUUUUACAUGCCUGUCAAAGACGAGUUGAUUUAAGGAAUAUGUUUUGUAACUUUGUCAUCACCUUGUGGAUCAGAUAAAAACAGUACUAAG